AUGACUCCAGGAAGAUGGAGUGAACUGGGGAACCACUCAGAGGGGACUGAGUUCAUUCUGGUGGGUAUCACAGACCUUCAUGGCCUGCAGCUCCUGCUAUUUGCUGUGCUCCUGCCUACUUACCUGUUGACCUUGCUGGGCAACUUGUUCAUUGUGGUCCUCUCCCUGGCAGACCGCCGCCUGCAAACCCCCAUGUAUUAUCUCCUGAGGAAUUUCUCCCUGCUGGAGAUGGGCUUCACCUCAGCCAUCACUCCCCAGGUUCUCAGCCACCUCCUCACAGGCCAGAAGACCAUCUCCCUUCCCAGAUGCUUCUCCCAAAUGGUCCUUUAUUUCAUCCUGGGCACUGCAGAGUCCUUCCUGUUGGCUGUGAUGUCUGUGGACCGGUACCUAGCUAUCUGCUAUCCCCUGAGGUACCCAGCCCUCAUGACCAGUCGGACCUGCUUGGGGCUGGUGCUGGGCUGCUGGGCUGGGAGCUUUCUCUUCCUUUCUGGCCCUUGCAUCUGGCUACUUCUCUUGCCACUCUGUGGUCCAAAGGUGCUCAACCACUUCUUCUGUGACAGCACUCCCCUGCUGGCUCUGGUGUGCACUGACACCAGGCUUCUGCAGCUGUUUGCCUUCUUGGUGGCUGUGUGUACCCUGGCUGGUGCCCUCGCUGUGACAGCAGCAUCCUAUACCUGCAUCAUCUGGACCCUCCUACACUUGCCCUCUGCCCAGGGUCGGCGCAAGGCCUUCUCUACCUGCUCCUCCCACCUCCUGGUGGUCUCCAUCUCCUAUGGCAGCUGCAUCAUCAUGUACCUCAAUCCCACCCAGACAGGAAGGCUGGACCUCAACAAGGGGGUGGCCUUCUUCAACACCACUGUUGCCCCACUGUUGAACCCUUUUAUCUACUGCCUGAGGAACAAGCUGGUGCAGCAGGUCAGCAGAGAUGUUCUGGUCAGAGGAAGGGGGACUUCUCGGCACCUCAGAGUUUGA
Messenger RNA from Gracilinanus agilis (Agile Gracile Mouse Opossum), 972 nucleotides. Its product is annotated as olfactory receptor 49-like. The transcript has a single exon. Gene Ontology annotation, biological process: G protein-coupled receptor signaling pathway. Gene Ontology annotation, cellular component: membrane. Gene Ontology annotation, molecular function: G protein-coupled receptor activity; olfactory receptor activity. The record is from RefSeq and is a predicted model, not a curated record. Lineage: Eukaryota; Metazoa; Chordata; Mammalia; Didelphimorphia; Didelphidae. The coding region runs from base 1 to 972 and encodes 323 amino acids.